GUCCAGUUUCCCCGCAGCAGCGGCUCGGUCUUGCCUCGACCUACAGACUGGCCGGCAGCGCGGGGAACAUGCUGCAGGAGGAGGAGGAUUUGUCCCUGACCAUCGCCCAGAUUGUCCAGAAGCUCAAAGGCUCUCGACUUUAUGCUCAGCUGGAGCGCCAGGCCUGGGUUAGUCUUCAGAAACCUGAGAUUAAACUUGAAACCCUCAAAGAAGAUAUUAAGGAGUUCUUUAGAAUAACAGGUUGGGAGAAGAAACUUCAUAAUGCUGUUUAUAGUGAACUGACUGUGUUUCCUUUACCUAGACAUCCAGCAGCACCCCCUGAACAUCUAAAAGAACCUUUGGUAUAUAUGAGAAAAGCACAGGGAAGUUGGGAGAAAAGAAUUUUGAAGAGUCUGAAUAGUAUGUGUACCGAACUAAGUAUCCCACUGGCACGAAAGAGACCAGUUGUAGAGCAAAAGGAACUUCUCAACAAAUGGAAUGAAAUGGGAACUGAUGAACCAGAUUUGAGCCUUUUCAGACCCGUUUAUGCUCCUAAAGAUUUUCUUGAGGUAUUAAUUAAUCUUCGCAACCCAAAUUAUGAAAAUGGUGAACAUCUUAAUUUUAAAACUCAUUUGGGCUUAAUUCAGGUUCCUCUGAAAGUAAAAUAUAUCUCUGAAUUGAAAGAGUUCUUUGUUGAAUUGAGCUUAAAUACAGGACAGCUGGGUAUUGAUGAUGCUACACAAGUGCCUCCUGAGCUUUUUGAAAAUGAGCAUGUACGGCUUGGACAAAAAGUUUUAGCAGAACAAGAUAGUGCUGCUGCUCAACAGUAUAUCAGACAAGGUAGCCCAACGGCCCUUAGAGCAGAAUUGUGGGCCCUCAUUUUGAAUGUUUCUAAUCAACCUGAGGACCUGUUGUAUUAUGAGCAGCUCAAAUCUAAUGUGAUUCAGCAUGAUCUGUUAGUGGAUAGCCUUAUUUAUAAGGAUGUGAAGCUAACAGCCAGCAAUGAUGAUUACUAUUUUGUAUUUGAAGAUUAUUUGUAUCAGGUAUUACUUUGUUUCUCCCGGGAUACAGCUGUGUUAGGACACUUUGCUUACAACAGUGCUUCACCACCAAAGUCAUACAUAAGAGGAAAACUUGGAAUGGAAGAUUAUGCUGUCUUUUAUCCACCAAAUGGUGUAAUCCCUUUCCAUGGAUUUUCAAUGUAUGUUGCUCCACUUUGUUUUCUGUACCAUGAACCUUCCAAAUUGUAUCAGAUAUUCCGUGAGAUGUAUGUGCGUUUUUUCUUCAGACUCCAUUCCAUCUCUUCUCAUCAUUCUGGCAUUGUUUCACUGUGUUUGCUGUUUGAGACACUUCUUCAAACUCAUCUUCCACAACUCUUUUAUCAUCUACGAGAAAUUGGAGCUCAGCCACUUCGUAUAUCAUUUAAGUGGAUGGUACGUGCAUUCUCCGGUUACCUGGCCACAGAUCAGCUUUUGCUUUUAUGGGACAGAAUCUUAGGAUACAACUCUCUGGAAAUUCUUGCUGUUCUGGCAGCUGCUGUGUUUGCUUUCCGAGCAGUAAACCUGAUGGAGGUGACAUCACUGGCUGCGGCUGAAGCUGUGCUUGCUGACCUAUCUACUUUAAAAGUUAUGCCUCUUCUUCAAAUUUUUCUUUUUGCUACUGUCACUUGAUCUUCUGCAAGGUCACUGACAGAACACAUCUAGUUUUUCCAUUAGAAACUAAUCAUGAACUAUGCAAUCUCUGCAUAAAACCAAAAUUAACCUCUGCAUAUCAACCAAUAAAGAUCAUGUUCCCUUUGCAGUUAAA
Gracilinanus agilis (Agile Gracile Mouse Opossum) is the source of this 1785-nucleotide messenger RNA. RefSeq names its product TBC1 domain family member 19 (gene TBC1D19). The transcript is spliced from 21 exons. Bases 69 to 1649 code for a protein of 526 amino acids. NCBI's taxonomy places the organism in Eukaryota, Metazoa, Chordata, Mammalia, Didelphimorphia, Didelphidae. The record is from RefSeq and is a predicted model, not a curated record.